GGCCAGGAAUGGCUGCCAGGACAGCCUCAGUCAAGUCGACGCUAUGAGUUGAUGCCCGCACACCGUGCGUGAUCUUAGGCAUGCCGGAAUUAGUCCAGGUGAGACAUGUCUGCCUUCAUCGCGGGUUUCAUGCCCAAGGAACGCUGAGCCGCCUUGCUAGGUUGUUUUUGGUGUAGGCCCGGUCAAAAUCGCCAAGCACUUAAGGGACUGCUUUUCCGUCGACUUAUUUUGAACCAUCAUCAGUCGCUUGUUCUACCACAAUCCGGUUCCGCAUUUGAGGGUUACAUUCCUUUCUCUUCCUCUUAAUACUUACCUUUCAGAUCACGUUGAACGUAUCUGCUUUUUUUUCUUCUUCUUUCUUCCCAUUGUAAUCCACCGCUAGUCGGACGCCACUCUUUAAAAACCAGUACAUUUUUUUCGAUUCUAGUCUAAGUCUUCAUCAUGCGAUUCUCAACUCUCCUCCCUCUUCUCCUUGCGGCUGGUGUCGUGGCUCAGGGCAAUAAGAACGGCCAGAACAACAACAAGAAUGGCCGCCAGAACAAUGGUCAGAACAACGGUCAGAACAACGGUCAGAACAACGGUCAGAACAACGGUCAGAACAACGGUCAGAACAACGGUCAGAACAACGGUCAGAACAAUGGUCAGAACAACAACAACAACAACGGUGGAAACAACAACGCCCUACAACUCAACCCCAACAACGUCCAGAAAAACAGUCAGUCCAAUGGUCUCGGUAACAACGCGGAAGCUGGACAGGCUGCUUCCCUUACUGACCCGGCCAACUUCAUCAACCACUGUACCGGCAAGACGCUUACCAACGGUCUUCAGGUCAAGAGCGGAUCUUGUAACGGUAUUCCCAUGGGCGAUAUUCCUUCGACUCAGAACAUGAUCUCCGCUGUCUUCACUAACCCCAAGGAUGGUUCAACCGUUCAGGCCAACACGGCCAUAAAGUUCAGCGUCCAAAUCUCGAACUUGGCUGCUGGUUCAUUUACUAACCCUGACGUCACCUACUACGCCGCUCCCCAGACGGUCAACGGACAAGGAAAGAUCGUUGGCCACACUCACAUUACUGUCCAAGACUUGGGCGGUAACAUCAACACCAACACGCCUCCGGACCCAGUCAAGUUUGCUUUCUUCAAGGGUGUCAACGAUGCUGGUAACGGCCAAGGUCUCCUCAGUGCUGAUCUUGCCAAGGGCCUCCCUGCUGGUGUUUACCGUGCCUGCUCAAUGACUUCGGCUAGCAACCACCAGCCUGUUCUCAUGCCCGUCGCUCAACGUGGUCCCCAGGAUGACUGUGUAAGGUUUACCGUUACCAACGGCGGCGGUAACAACAAUGGCGGCAACAACAACAACAACAACAACAACGGUCAGAACAACGGUCAGAACAACGGACAGAACAACGGACAAAACAACAACAAUGGCCAGGGCGGACAGCGUGGACGCGGACGUGGACGUGGACGUGGACGUGGACGCUUCGCUCGCCGUGACUUGGUUGUCUAA
Exserohilum turcica Et28A is the source of this 1500-nucleotide messenger RNA. RefSeq lists its product as uncharacterized. Lineage: Eukaryota; Fungi; Ascomycota; Dothideomycetes; Pleosporales; Pleosporaceae. The record is from RefSeq and is a predicted model, not a curated record. The transcript is spliced from 3 exons. The coding region runs from base 442 to 1500 and encodes 352 amino acids.